CUCAUUUUCACGUAGAAGGACUUAGUUACCAAAUUAGCUACUGUUGGAGUUAGGCUUGCGCCGACACCAUCUCUGUCAUGGCGCUCAAUUGGACGAUGCUGGAUGCGAGACACCAGCCUAUACCCUUACACGAUGAGUCCACUAUCAUGUCCAUAGAUCGUGAUUCGCAAGUGGAGUUCUCCAUGACCAUACCUGACGCGCCACCUUCGGGCAUUGCUGCCACCGGGGGCAAUGGUGGGGUGAAGAAGAUGAAGGAGAGAGGGAAACUCUGGCUGACGAACAAACGACUGAUCUUCACAACACCCAAAGGGGGAAAGCCCAAGCCGUCAUUCGAAUCGCUAUCGAUACCACUGGACGCGAUCCUAUCUAGCAAAUUCGAACAGCCUUACUUCGGCGCUAACUUCGUGGUGCUUGAUAUCAAGCCCUCAGUGGAUGGUGGGCUUACAGACGGUACGAGCGUCGAGAUCCGGUUUUAUGACAGGGGGUUAUUUGAGUUCGUGAGUGUCUUGGAGAAGACGCGUGAAAGAGUCGUUUAUAUGAAGAGGCAGGCGGCCAUGGAGGACGAUGAGAACUUACCUGCGUAUACGUCAUCCGGUUCCGCACCGGGAAGUUCAAAUUCAUAUGCGGAUACCCCACCUGGAUAUGUUGCUUGAAAUCAUUUUCUCCACGCAGCAUCAUACUGUGUACCAACAACAUCGGACUUCGUAACAAGGAAUGUAAUAUGUGUACACUUUUUCUAUCGAACUUUUGGCCUUGUCGUUCAUGCAUGCUAGGUGUUAUAAUAUUAAUGCGUUGUUUGCAAUAUCCGUAAACAUCUUAGCUAGUGAUCUAUGAUCUAUACGC
Molecule: messenger RNA, 843 nt
Organism: Suillus discolor
Lineage: Eukaryota; Fungi; Basidiomycota; Agaricomycetes; Boletales; Suillaceae
Exons: 3
Coding region: 78-653 (191 amino acids)
Biological process (GO): positive regulation of DNA-templated transcription
Cellular component (GO): nucleus
Molecular function (GO): chromatin DNA binding; transcription coactivator activity
Source: RefSeq, a predicted model, not a curated record